GUGAGCCACUGCGGCAGUUGCCUGCGCAUUGGUUGAAGCAGCAAGUUGAUACAAAUUGUUCGCUGGAGGAAAUCCAAUAUGGCAGUCUAAUGUCAUCAGUUACCUCUUGUCAGGAUGAUGUAGUAUUCUAUGAUGAAGAGAGUGGUUAAAUUCAACGAAGGAUCUGGAUCAGGCACACCCUUGUCUUUGUCGAACUUUGGGAACCUUGGACUUCCUUAUUGGCUCACGUCAUCUAUUGAGAAGAUGUAUUCUGUAGAUAGUCAAUCCGAAGUAGACCUCGAUCAUUCAGAGUGUUUCCAUCUGUUGCCAGGGAGAGUUGAUAUAGAGUUGAUCGUUUAUAUUCCUGAAUACGCUGAUCUAAUAGAGCAACCCCAUCAAGGAUGCAUAUGGUGUCAGGCUAGAGGGGCAGCAUCUGAAAUCACAGGGGUAGAGAGACAAACUGCGCCGUCACAGAAGGUGAGUGCGACGCAAAAGUUUUAUGAUGACCUUGAUAGCCUUAUCUUUACAACACCUGGAGAAGGAUCAACAACAGAAGCAGAAAGCCAGCCCUCUGGCGAGGAGCUGCAAGAAGGCAGAGUCCGCAUUGGUUGCACGAUCAACACUAGUCCCGGAACAAGUGAGGCUGCUAUUUACGCUGCACUUUACUUGAGGCUGAAGAAGAAUUUGAAUUCUCAAGGCGAUAGCCAAGCGAUCAAAGCAGCGAAGAUAGCAGACAUCUUGGAGCCCAAGAGGAAAUCUAGAAGAGACAUGCUCAUUAAGCUCCUGAUGAUGUCAGAGAGAGAGUUGGAAGACGUCGUUUUCAUGAGACCUCUUAACGUCAGGCUCAAUUUCAACUGCGACCUCCACCCUAAAGGAGAGCACUCAAAAGGAAAUAGUUGUAACUGAUUCAACUGUGGAAGCUCACGUUACCCUUAAGUAACCGGAUUUCAAGCUUAUCGUCUCGUUUCUGAGGUAUUUUCACCAAAAAAGUGCAUGGUUUAUAACUUUAUUCUAUAGUUAGACAGCGCCGUGGUUUUCAGCUUCAAUUCCAAGAUUGAUGGGAAUCCGGAUUGCCACUAAUUUCAAAUUUAUCCCAAAUAGUUAACUUCAAAUUACAUAAAUCAAAUACAUCCAAAGUUUGAGAAUUGUUCUUUUGUGACGAUUAUAGUUUAAUUUGAUUGGUUGUUGAAGAGGAAUAAUACUAAUGCACUAAAGGAUUCGACAAAUUCCUAUAUAAAGAAGACCAAAGUCAUACAUUUUCAUCCAAUUUUAAUUAUCUCCACAUUCAUAAAAUAAUAUAAACUCAUGUCCUCCCUUCAGGUUGAACAUGCAAGUGAUGUGAUCACAGAAGCUGAAGUUACCAGUAAAGAGGCGGCGCCGGAAAAUGCUAAACCCUUGGAUGUGGAAGACGAGGAAGAUCUGGAAGACUUGACCGAGCCAACAUACGAAGAGAAGGUUGGGAAUUCUGACGACGAAGAUGCCAAAUACUCACCGUUCAUGGAGAGGGAAGAAGAAGACGAAGAUGCCAAAUACUCACCGUUCAUGGAGAGGGAAGAAGAAGAAGACGCGCUGCCGCCUUUAAGUUACGGCGGAGGACCGGCCACCUUCGACUAUUUUAAUGAAGAUGAUGACGAGGACGACAUCGUUUAAUCAAAAUAUUCAUAUAAGCUCAACAUUAUAAGCCAAAAUAUUUAUGUAAGGAAUUUGAGUUGGCUUUCUUUGUGGAUCAUGGUGUUGUUUAGGUUAACUCUAUGGAGUAUACUAUAGGUUUUGUUUAUCCAUAUUAUUGAAUUUUAGGCUUGUUUGUUUAA
Salvia splendens (bonfire salvia) is the source of this 1790-nucleotide messenger RNA. RefSeq lists its product as uncharacterized. The coding region runs from base 130 to 885 and encodes 251 amino acids. NCBI's taxonomy places the organism in Eukaryota, Viridiplantae, Streptophyta, Magnoliopsida, Lamiales, Lamiaceae. The record is from RefSeq and is a predicted model, not a curated record. The transcript is spliced from 8 exons.